UAGUCAUCACUGGGGAUACAGUAUCCAACAUUCCCUCACUUUAAACUUCCCUUCAUUCUUACCCAGAGGAAAAAGCAACCCCUAGGAGUUAGAUAGCUCAAGGAUUACAGUAGGCUCGAAUAAGGAGUGAUGCCCUGAGAUUACUCAUGAGUCAAGCUAUCUAAAAAAAGCCCAGCACUGAGAAAGUGUCUAUCCGAGAGUAAGUAGAGACUCGACUAUAACCGGCUUUGAGCACAAUGACUGCGCUGUAUCCGACAUUCCUGCUUUUCACAGUAAGUAUGGCAUCCCUGCAGCCACAGAGGUCUAUACGGAGUAAAAGGGGUUUGCUUGAACUUGCUGGAGUUAUUAAGUGCAGCACUGGAAGAUCAGCUUUAGCAUAUUUGAUGUACGGAUGUUACUGUGGCCUUGGGGGUCAAGGGUGGCCCAGGGACAGAGCAGACUGGUGCUGUCACAAGCAUGACUGCUGUUAUGGGGAUGCAGAAUUUAAAGGCUGUCAAACAAAGACAGAGCAGUACCAGUGGACAUGUGAUGAUGAGGAGGCUGACUGUGACUCCCUUAAUGACAGAUGUGCGAAAAUCCUCUGCCGAUGUGACAGGGAAGCAGCCAGAUGCCUAAGAAAAGCCCCAUUCAACAGAAAAUACGCUCUGUGGCCAGAUUUCCUCUGUGGAUGUGUACAUCCAACCUGCAAUAUUUACUAAUUUCAGUAUGGUAUAUUUGAAAAAUCUCAGAACUUGUAUGUCUGAUGAAAAUUACAGUAUAUGUUGAUUAUUGAUCUUUAUAUUGUUACAAUGAUUUCCAUUUCCUAAUUAUAUGUAUUUUGUAUUUGCAUAGUUGACCUGUUGCUAAAAUAUGUACAAAUUAAUCAAUAUUUGUUCAUAUUAUAGGCCUCAUCCUUUUGAUAUGGCUUAAUUUCAGUUGUUGUAUUAAGCACAAGCUUCCAGAGUGUUUUCUGAAUGCCACUUCAUCACUUUGGUCAUUUGGGGAGACCAGGGCUAGUUGUCACACUUUUUUACCCCAGUGGAUACUUUUCAAGUUAGGUCAAGUCCAUUUCUAUAUGCACAUACCUUAAAGUCAAGACUACAUAAAAAGCUAUUGAACAUUUCCAUUGUUAUUGCCUAGGAAGAAAGAUUUAACACGUUGACACUUUGUAACUAUAUGGGGUAAGUUACUGUAUACUGUACAUACUGUAUUGUAAAAUGCAGUGUAUCUGUAACAGUUGACGCACUGUUUGACGUCUCAUCGAUCAGCUGCUAAAUUCCUUCUAAUUACCUUCCUGAGCAUUGUUAAAACAUCAAAGAAAAUCACAGUGAGUUGUAAAUACAAAGACAAUUAAGAGAAAGCAGAGAGGCAAUUAAGGGACAUCCAAUGGUUAUCCAAUGGGAGUAGAUGCAUAGUAACAUAUCUGUGUCAUGUCUGAGCAAGAGAUCUAAAACUGUCCUUUAGGAUGCUCUGACAUUAUUGAUUUCAUUAUCUGUUCAUAAGCUGAAUUUGAGACCAAACAUAGAAAUUACAAUCAUGUAUACUAGCAAAAUUAGGUUCUGUGACCAAAUGGUUAUGUGUAUUAGAUAUGUGAGCACAUCUGUUUCACAGACAGACCCAUCCUGUGCCUGCAUGUGAAGGUGUUGGUGAAUUGUCCUAACAGUCCUCAAUAAGCAAGAGUCUCUUGCAUCAGGUAGGCAUCAACAUAUGGCAAUGAGAAGCAUGUAUACUUAAAACAGCUUGUAAAGUUGCUAUAAUACAUUGCCUCCAUUGUGUUUAGCCCUACAAGUGCUUGCGAUGGGGGCUAGUUGUCACACGGGGAAGUUGUGACAAGGGCUAUAUCUCAGUAACGAUAAGCUUUGGAGUCAAAAGUCCAAUUGCACAAAUGUGCAUUUUCUCUAGCAGAGGUUUGUAUGUUGGUUACAAACACCUAGAUCAAAACCCUCUAAAUUAGAUUACAUUUAGUGAAUUCUAUCCUACAAAGUGCAUUUUCACCAUCAUCAUAUUUUUAUUAGAGCUCUUGAGUAAACAAGCAAACAUAAACAAAACACACUUACAUUAAGGCAAGUUAUUCCACUAUUAUUAUGCAGGCAGAUUUGAACUAAAAUGUUCAAAUGUGCUCUUAUGUCAGAGAUAUUUUUCAUGAAAGUAAGUAACUAUAUGGAGUAAGUUACAGUCAAGGUUGGGAGGGUUACUUUUGAAAUGUAUUCCACUACAGAUUACAGAAUACAUGCUGUAAAAUGUAAUUUGUAAUGUAUUCCAUUAGAUUACUCAAGGUCAGUAACGUAUUCUAAAUACUUUGGAUUACCUCUUCAGCACUGGUAGAUUUUUUCACUUGUUUUGACUAUAAAAACUCUGCCAGUACAGUAAGACAAAAUACACACGUUAAAAAUACAUUCUCUGAAAAACCUAAAUAUCUUAUGCAGUGUUGUUUCUAAAACAAGAUAAAUCAAAAUGGUUUGAUAGUUUUGUACCUUACCUUUUCCAUUUAUUUUUUAUUUUUUAUGUUCCAUGAAUCGUUAUGUGCUUCAUAAUUGUUUUACUUUAAAAUUGUGCUGUUCACGGUAAUACCAGGCGUAGAUUUAAAGACCCCCCCCCCCCCCCCCUCCAAUAUUCCAUUGGGGCAAGUUGUCACAAA
This is a messenger RNA of Myxocyprinus asiaticus (Chinese sucker), 2617 nucleotides long. Its product is annotated as phospholipase A2-like. The transcript is spliced from 4 exons. Lineage: Eukaryota; Metazoa; Chordata; Actinopteri; Cypriniformes; Catostomidae. Gene Ontology annotation, biological process: phospholipid metabolic process; arachidonate secretion; lipid catabolic process. Gene Ontology annotation, molecular function: calcium ion binding; phospholipid binding. Bases 237 to 698 code for a protein of 153 amino acids. The record is from RefSeq and is a predicted model, not a curated record.